AUGUCUAACACUGAAAGAACUUUCAUUGCUAUCAAGCCAGAUGGUGUUCAAAGAGGUUUGAUCUCUAAGAUCUUAGCUCGUUUUGAAGACAGAGGUUACAAAUUGGUUGGUAUUAAGUUGGUUACUCCAACCGAAGCUUUGUUGAAGGAGCACUACGCUGACUUGGUUUCCAAGCCAUUCUUCCCAUCUCUAUUGUCUUACAUGACUUCUGGUCCAGUUUUAGCUACUGUCUGGGAAGGUAAGGAUGUUGUUAAGCAAGGUCGUGCUAUCUUGGGUGCUACCAACCCAUUGCAAUCUGCUCCAGGUACCAUCAGAGGUGACUUUGCCAUUGAAGUUGGUAGAAAUGUCUGUCACGGUUCUGACUCUGUUGAAUCUGCUGAAAAGGAAAUCGGCUUGUGGUUCAAGAAGGAAGAACUUAUUGACUACAAGUUGAACCAAUUGUCUUGGAUCUACGAAUAA
Messenger RNA from Kluyveromyces lactis, 459 nucleotides. It is a transcript of the gene YNK1, whose product is annotated as nucleoside diphosphate kinase. Gene Ontology annotation, biological process: CTP biosynthetic process; GTP biosynthetic process; UTP biosynthetic process. The transcript has a single exon. Gene Ontology annotation, molecular function: nucleoside diphosphate kinase activity. The coding region runs from base 1 to 459 and encodes 152 amino acids. NCBI's taxonomy places the organism in Eukaryota, Fungi, Ascomycota, Saccharomycetes, Saccharomycetales, Saccharomycetaceae. The record is from RefSeq and is a predicted model, not a curated record.